Messenger RNA from Apis florea (little honeybee), 1266 nucleotides. RefSeq names its product peripherin-2. Lineage: Eukaryota; Metazoa; Arthropoda; Insecta; Hymenoptera; Apidae. The record is from RefSeq and is a predicted model, not a curated record. Gene Ontology annotation, cellular component: membrane.
CUCUGAUGCGAUGGGGGAAAAAAUGGCGGUGUUCGACGUAAGAUUCACGAGGAAUCAGAGGAAACGUCUUCAUCGUUACGUCGUGUUCGCGAUCCUGGCGAGCCUCCUUAUCGGUCUCGCUCUCUUUCUAAUGGGACUGUUCGCCUCGCUCGCGAUCACCACGAAAUUGCAAUUGCAAGAGACGAACCUGUUCGAGCUGGUGUUCUACACGUUGACGUUGUACGGCCUCUACGUGUUCUUUCACAAUCUGAUGGGCAUGAAGCUGUGCUACAAUUAUUUCCAUUACGCCGAAGGGUUCGGAACAGGUAUGAAAAAGUACUUCACAGACGUCUCGUGGAAGCGGAGGAUAGACAGCAUUCAGGUCGGCAUGCAGUGUUGCGGGAUAGAUUCCUCCGACGAUUGGCACAAGACGUAUUGGCUUCAACGAGAAUUUCUUCUAGUCGACUCGCCCGAUAUCUUGAGGUACGCGAAGUUGGACGGUAGCGUGACGCCGCCUGUGGUGCCGUGGAGUUGCUGUCGAAUCGACGUGAAGGGCCCCUGCUUUCACGAUCCCCUUCAACUCCCGAAUCCAGAGCAGAAUUCCUCUUACGAGAGCCUUAACCCUCGGGGCUGUCUUGCUCCUAUGAAGAUUAUGGUAAACGGGACCCUCUACUCCGCCGCUCUGAUGAUCGCGUUUCUGCUCGUGUUGCAGGUGACAGUGAGCGUGUUGUCGAGGUUCGACUUCACGGCGGCGAGGAACGCGGUGGCGCUGGGCGAUCGGUGGUCAGGCUCGCCCGGUUGGCUCUUUGGCCGCCUGGAUUUCGGCUUGGCCCGUGGACCUAAUCUCUGCCAGAUCGAUCGGAAGUACAGUGGACAAGGGGACUCGAUGAUCGAUCUUCGCCCGCUCGUGUAUUCCAGCGACUCGAAUUGAGAUCUGGACGUUCCACGCCUCGUCGAAAAAAAUUCCUCUUCGAACCCCCUUUAGCUUUUAUCGAAAUGAGAAGCCGCAACGUCCAAGAACGGACGAAGGAAGAAAGGAGAGUGGAGGAAACGUUAGGAUUUAACGAACGAAGCGGGGAGGAUUAAUCGAUCAUCGAUUACGAUACAUUGUCCCCGAGGACAACAAACAAGCCGUCCUCCUCCUCGUGGAGAAGAAGAAGGAGGUGGAUGCGAUAAGAUAAGGGGGCCUGUUCGACGUCUGUCGCCAAGAUCAGGCCGAUACCUUUCACCGUGAUUAUCCGAGGAAUCGGUUAAUCGAGUCGCGCCGCUAAAUCGCUCGUUUCCUCG